AUGGGUGAGCAUACCAGGGAGCUACGCUUUCCAGAGACUCUUUCUGUACAAAGUGUCAAAGUCAUUGGCCGGAGUGAGAAGGCACAACUGCAAGGUCCAGCAGGAUCCUCGAGUUUUGAGGGUCGUACCUAUCCAGAUAUUCGCAUGAUCGGUCUGGCAGUGUACGCGACGGAUCUUCUGGCUGCAAACUCUACCAUGUCUGCACUACGAGCAAGCUCGCCCGGCAUGUUCAGCAUGCCGAACGGUCAGCUCAUCACAAACAGCAUCGUGGUCAGAGGGAAGUUUAUCAAGCUGUCUAUCGUCGUUUAUGGCGAGGUUCUGCCAAGUGCAGAAAGCCAGUCGUUGCCAGCACUCCCCAGCAUAGCUCAACAUCUCCGACCCGAUUCAAGCUUUGAAAGCGACAAGCUUGACAUGGCGGACUUGGAAGAUCUGCGAAGCAGCGCUCUCAAGAGCAUAGAUGCAGAACUGGCAGAUACUGAAGGUGACACUGGCAAGCUGUCGGAUGCUACAGUCCCGUCGACAUUCGGUCGGGCUUUGGGGCUUGGUGCUGUGCAUGAGGCAAACUCCCGGCUGGCAGAUCAUGUCGCCUGGCUUCCUACAGUGCUCUUGGAAAGUGAUGCCGUGGAGAGCGAUCAAAUAGUCUCUCGGCUGGAAGCCUUGUCACAUGAUCUAGUUUUGUUGGCGCAGAGGGCGCCUGACAAUGCAGCUCAUAUUCACCAUGGCCCUGCGUUAUGCCGUUCUCUGCUUGCGCUGGUGUCUCGGUGCAUGGAGCGGCUGGAGCUCAGACCUUUACGAGCUACGCUGCAAGCUCUUGCCACAUGCAUGGUGUCGGCAACAGCAGCCGCCGAGAUAUUGGGCAGGAAGGGUGACCUUGACAUUAUUAUCCAAGUACUGAAGGACGAGGAGUGGAGCCAACAGAGUCUCAAACUAGCUGCACUCCAGACACUCUUGCAGCUGUGCUCGCACGCAGCAGGUAUGGAGGCAUUUCUUGGAUGGUCAGACGCGCUGUCCGGCCAAAUUACAGCAUACGAGGUUGUGCUGUCACUUGUUCUCGAUGGGACUCCGGGACAGCCAAGGCUGCAACAUGUUGCUGUAACAUUGCUGAGAAGGGCUUCUUUCUACGAGGCUCUGACUCGGCUUGAUCAGUGCUGCUCAAAGCUAGAGUCGAUAGAUGGAAGUGAGGCUCCUCAGGACAGUUUACACAAGGCCGCUGCAGCGGCACUGCGUGAUGCGACUGUUCAUCUUGAAGGCUUGAGUCAGCCGAACAACUUGCAAGAUGCCGAGCCAGGUUUCUCUGGACCUUUUGAUGAUAUUCCCGGCAACCAGCUUGUGGAUGAUUCAGCUUCCAAGCUUCCGGGCAUCAUCUUCGGAGGCAGUGGAACGGGCACAAUGCCCAGCGAUCCUUUCGCCCAAGGUCAAUGCCAUUUGUACGGAUUUCUGGAGUCAUUCAUGACUGGACGUCGCUUAUUGCCCGGACUUUCUGUUUUACUCCGCAGACUUGCCCAUAUUCAUCCACAUGAACGUCUCUUGCUCUUUCGACCGAUCCAACAGCUGAUGUGCAUUUUGCUGUCUUGCUCUGGAGGGCCUCAGUUUCUGGCUUCUGACAAUGCCACCUACACCACACUGUUAAGCAUUCUUGAGUGCGGAGUGGGGCACAAGAAGCUGCCGGCCGUGCCGCGCUUUCCUGCAGCUUUGGUCAGGGACUUGGCCGCCCCACAUCUGGGAGCUCUGGCUGCCACUCACGUCCGUGCUCUGCGACUGUCACUACUCCUUGUGGCUGCCACGAGGUCCAAAGGCCGUGGCGGACUUCUGCCUGAAGAGCAUGCUUGCCCAGCUCUGGCUGCUCUGCAUCGGCUUUGUGUCAGAGGUUCUGCUGGUCGCUGUGCAGUUGUUUAUGCAUUUCGCUCGGUGUUCUUCGCCGAAUGGCUGCUGCGACAAAUGGAGGGGCGUUUGGAGGAAGCUACUCCAAGUGGAAGCCGGCAAUCUCAGGUUCAGCCUUCCCUUCGCCAUCUUGUUGCGAUUCUCCAUGCUUUGGUAUUGUCAGACCCGUCCGGCGCUGCUGCAGAACGCUUUGGAACCAGAGCGUUGGCCUUGGUGCUGAGAGCAAUCCGGGUCUUGGAGCCAGAAGCAGAUGAGUGCCAGGCAGACCCGAGCGCUUUGUUGGAGUUUGCUUUAGAUAGUGAAGGUGCGGAGGGCGGACUUGGCAAGGCUGUCCGCUUCGGACGGCGCAGCGCGGACUUGGAAUUCCUCAAGAACCUCAAGGAGUUGGCGGCGCAAUUGCGGCCUUGGCAUCAAGAAGAGUCUGACGCAACACCUGCCAUCCAGAACGCCGUCGUGACCAGCAGUAAGCUGAUGGCGAGCUUGGUUCUUACCCGAGGACCUCGAUCAUUGAAGCGCUCAGCAAACGAAGAGCGGGGGAGUCGGCGACUGGCAUUGGUCCUGGGUGGACACUCUGCAGCCAGUGGAGUUGAUGUGCCAGAGGUUGACUUCAAGGCUGGAGAAGCUGGAGAACAUGACCUGGCUGAUGACCAUGAGCGCUAUCCCAGUGAGGAUCAAUCCGAGCUGCCGCUGCUGGCAAUGCGUGUCCUUUGUCGCAGGGCAGCCAGCAGUCCAAAAGAGGCUCUUUCAAUUGCCAUUGAGCAAGUUGCCGAUAGCGGCAAGGGUAGAGAUGGACUGGCUCAAUUGGUGCCUUGGCUGAUUCGAUGUGCAGGAGCUUUCAACCUGAAUCUGGAGGCAAGCAUUCUUCGAGAGGAAAAGAAGCCCAUAGCCUCCAUUUACGCCACCCGACGCUCUCACGCACAGCUGCUGGAAGCAGCUUUGCAGACUUGUGCGCACCUCCUCUGUGGACUCAGGGAUGCGGGCCUGUCUCAAUAUCGACACACCGAGUUGUGCCAAAGUCUUUUGAUGUUGGCACAUCGGCUGACGUCGGGAUUGUUCGGUCUGGCACCGCGUAGUGCUUUCAAUAGUGAUCCCGAGUUCAGGCUGCUUUGGCGACACUGCGUCGUGUGGGUUUGCCGUGUCUUCCGGGUUUGGUUUCAGAGCUUUCCUCGAGCAGCUGGAGGGCAGCUUCUACUCCCUUUGUUGCGGCAUGCUCGUGUAUUGCCAACCAACUUUACAGGAGGUAUGCUACUUCUUGCAUCGUGUGGGAGCCUCAAGCCAGUUCUCCCAUCAACAUCGCAUCAGUUCAGCCUGUCGUUUUCUACCUCUCAGCCUGGGGACAGCUUGCAAUCCCAGUUCGUGCUUUUACCAACAGGAACCCGCACUGGCAAUGCCGGAAUGGUGAUUUUGCGGCCUGUGACCCCAAGCCAAGCAGCCGGCCGAGAAGCAUGUGGCCAGUUUUGGAGCAGAACUUCAGAAGUACGGGAUUGGGAGGACAGCUCGCCUGGUUCCACAGACCCCCUCGUACGAGCACUCGCAGCUGAUCGGGAAGCUGCGGCAGCUCACGCUCUCGGACUGGUCGAGAUGGUCAAUCAGCGCAGGGAGCGGCUGUCCCUCGAAGACGUUGCCGAGCUGUUGGCAAUGGUUGCUGAGUGCGCUCUAACCUCCGAUGCCUUUCUGCAUCUCUGCACUGCCAAAGUGGUGGAGAAGCUGACAGUCGCUGGCCUUCCUGUUCUACAAUUGAUUCGAAGGCUGGCAGAGGCUGCGUUGAAUGGUGUUGUCCUGGAGACGGAGGGUGGUGAUGAUAUCAGUGGCGGUGCUGCCCGCGAUCCACGUGAUGCUCGUGCCGUUUCCCGCUUGCUGCUGCUCUUGGCCCACUUUGGAUCGCUGGGCCCAGCUGCAAGGAUGGCUCUGACAGAGCACCAGGUAGAAACGCUUUGCCAGUCAGUUCUUGCCCAUGCACCUGCCACUUCUUUGCCUGCCAUGGCCUUCUCUCAAUCCAUCAGGCUGUUGGGCUUGAUGUUUGCAUCGCCAUCGUCUCACUCUGUGCCAAAAUGCAGAAUGGUUGCCAAGGCUGUGAACCUUCUGAUCAACAAGGGUCCGGAUGAGACUUAUCCUGCAAGUGUCUCAACGAUCUGCGCUGCGUUGGAGCUUUUGCUGGGUCUCUGCACGCCACAAUGGCUCUGCCUCAACUUGAUUUUCAGCGCUGGAGAGACAUGUGACGGAGAUCUGCGGGUGAGCGUGAGUAGUGCCUUCAAGUUGGGACAUUGUGCCCAACGCAUUGCUUUGGAGCUUCAGGCAUGUUGCCAGCAAUGCCGCGGAGCGGAGAGAGGAUCCGAAGAAGAGGUGACCGCCUUUGAGGAACUUGCAACUUGGCUCCGAGCUGCAGACUCUCUUAUCUCUCUGUCACUAGUGGUUCUCGGCCACUGCCCCUCCGCGACUGUGUUCCUUCAGGUCGUGAUGAGUGAGAGUGCAUCAACCAACCUCUUGGAAGGGCUUGUGGUUGCUCUGCAACAUGCGCCUAACAACCAGCAGCACACAAACAGCAACUACAUCCACAUCCAUGAGCAGGUCGGUAACAUCGUCAAAGCUGUACGUGACUUGCGUGAGAAAGUAUCUGCAAAGCCGUUGGAUCCAAUUCCAUCAGUGCUCCCCGCGCAAUUGUUUGAGCAGCCCUCGCGUGUGGGACGGAGCACAAAAGCGUCAGGCAACGCAGCAGAUGCUUCCUUGAACGGUGCUGCCGCCGAUCCAAUGAAGGACUCUUCAGAUGACAGUGCGAAUGCCGUGACUGAUGUUGUUGCCCUUCUGGAUGCAGCGGCCGAUCUCGAAGCCAGUGCUGAAUGGGCUUCUGUUGUGGAGCUUGACUCUGCGGAGCCUCCUGCAGAAGACUCAAAAAUGGAUUGGGAGUUUGAUGCCACGGCGCUGAAGAGAAAGCGACAGGACUUCCUUGAAAAGUUCGAGUCUGACAGGAAGGCAAAGCGUCUGAAACAGCAGCAGGAGAAGCAGGAGAAGCAACUGCAGGAGAAACAGGAGAAGCAGGAGAAAAUGGAGAAACCGUGGAUGGAGCGCCCUGAGGAGCGCAGCACGGUCCCGGCAGCGGGUCGAUCAGCCCACUCAGACCCCGAUGCUUCUGCUUCUGCCGCUUCCGGCGCUGCCGGUGCACGGGAGGAUACUCGAGUUGCAGAGGCCGUUACUUCGGAUCCAGCCGUGAAUCCAGCUGAGGCACUGCAGUCUUUCUUAAAGGAUCAUCCCGAGUUCAUGCGGGUUUUGCAGAACCCGAAGAAAUGUUUGGCUGAUCCACGUGUGAAGACUAUGUUUGUCACUGAGCUGCAAAACUAUCCUGCUGUCAAGUCUUUUCUCGCUUCGAGGGGGCUGCAGCUUUCGCAGUGCACCACUGACACAGCAGCCAUCCAUUCACUGCACUCUGCAGGCCGUGAGUUGAUCGAGCGUGAACCUGCUGGACAGCUUUCUGUUAGUGAGCUUCAGUCAGCCGUUUCCUGGGAAGUGCUCCUCGCAAUGGGGAGGCCCUCAGAUCGCUGUUUCGAUGACUUUGUGCUAUUCGAAGCAGUGCAGGCGGUGAAUUACUUCUUGCUACCUCGAGGGCCGGAUGGCACCCAGACCCUGCAGAAGGGUCCGUUCACCUUCGUGCACAAUCUCCUUCACAUGACUGGUGAGCGGGUGUGGCAACCGUUCGUGCAUGAGAAGGUGGCAGCUGUCUACAAUGGAGAGAUCUACAACGCACGACAGGUUCCACCAGGAUUUGAAGAACGACACCUGUAUCGAUCAGAUGGAGAGUGCCUGCUGCCAGCCUAUCGGCAUCUGGGGCCUCGCUUUGUGCAGGCAUUGGAUGGGGAGUUUGCCCUUGUGGUCGUGGACAUGGAGCAGCAAGUGGCGAUCUUGAGCACCGACGUCUUUGGCACAAAGCCUUUGUGGUACUCUGUGUAUGAGGGGCUGCAUGCAUCUUCAUAUCGAUCGGCCUUGGUUCGCCUUGGAAUUCCGGAGGGGCACAUUCGAGCCGCCAGGCCCAACGAGGUGAUGCAGCUCACGUUCAGCUUGGAGGCGGAUGCCCCACGGCCUGGUGCUGUCCUUGUCACAGCAGCAAAGUUCCAUGCCGUGCAUGAAUUCGAUCUGCGCCAGUUUAAGACUUCAACUAUAGACUGGCAGACUGCAUUCAAGAAGGCAGUUUGGAAGCGGGUUGCUGCUUCAAACCACCCAGUCUUCAUGGGCCUAAGCAGUGGUUAUGAUUCUGGUGCUUUGCAUGUGGCCCUGGAAGCUGAAGCUGCGGCACACUCAGUGAAUUACUUCACCGUGGUGGCAGAAGAGCUCCCUGAUGUCAUUGACAGGCGUCUCGCUCAUAACAAAUCGGUCUCCCGUGCCUUCCUGCUAAGCCUUUCCCUCCAAGACUUCCAGACAGAGCAGUCCUGGCUCGCAGUGGCUUCUGAGCCAUUCCGGUAUGGAAAGAGCAAUUGGGCAGGAGGAUCCGUGCAAGAAGAUGGGGCUGCCACGGGCCUUUCCGCAAUUUUCAGGCGAUGCAGACAGUCGGGCAUCCUGGUGUAUCUUUCAGGGGCAGGAGCAGAUGAAAUUAUCUCAGAUUAUGGCUUUGCCGGGGUCAAGUUUUUCCCGCACAGUUCAUUUGGGGGUCUGUUUCCAGAUGAGCUGGCAUCAAUAUUUCCUUGGCCAUCGGUUUUUCUCGGAACGCAAAGAGACUACCUCAUGAAGGAAGAAGUUGUUGCAGGCAGCCACGGAAUUGAAGCGAGAUACCCAUUCCUUGACAAACGUGUUGUGCAGGAAUUUUUGUGGCUAACCCAUACAGUCAAGAACGAACUCUACAAGCGACCUGUGCAUGACUUCCUGUCCGGCGCAGCGUAUCCUUUCGACCGAGAAAAGAAAGAGGGCUUUGCAGCCGGUCGUAAUCUGAAGCUCUUCGGCAAGACUACGGUGGAUGUGCUGUAUGACGCCCUCCUGAACGAAGGGCUGGUGUUCACUCAAAAAGAAGAUGAAGAAGAGGGAGCUCGCUCAGAUCGCUUAUGCAUGAGGCAUCUUCGCGGUAGCUCCUGGCAGCUUGCUCGAUCUCAGCUGGUUGCCUUCCUGUCCACGCCGGAAGACGAGGUAGAAGCUGUUGGAGAGCUUGGUGGGGCACUCGUUGCCUUUUCCCUCCAGGCUGAUGUGCUUGGCAAGUCCGAACCUUGCCUGCUUGGUGAGCUUUGCCUCCAGCUGUUGGUGCUACUUUUGCUCGAGCCGAGCUCGAGAGCACCACAGAUCAAGUUGGGGCACGUUGAUCUUCUGCCGAUGAUCUUCGGACUGUCCUGGGAAGCAGUCAUAGCAUCUGGUUGGCCACUCUUUGCGCUGCUCGUCCGUUUGGGGCGCGAGGAGCGUGGAUUUGGGCGCGGGGACUCUGUCGGCAGAGACUCCGUCAGCAGCACGGGUGGAAGUACCUGCACAUCUCUGGAAGUGGCCCUAGCAAUUGUGAAGACCGUUCUUCGAAUAAGCCAUGCAGGCAAAUCAAGCAUUCGGCCUGCGAGUCCUUCCAUACGAGCAGCUCAGGAGAAUGCUCUUGAUUGCUGGACAGGCAGCACAGAUUUCCAAACAGUAUUGCAGAGCGAUCGCAUGCUUGAUCUUUUUGCUGCAUUAGAGACAUUGAGCAAGCCGCACUACAGGGUUAACCUGGCUGACGCAUGGCAUUUGACGGCACCUGGGACGACUGCUGCUGAGAUCGGGCUGCACGGCUGA
Molecule: messenger RNA, 7608 nt
Organism: Symbiodinium natans
Lineage: Eukaryota; Dinophyceae; Suessiales; Symbiodiniaceae
Source: the annotation of a GenBank genome assembly